GAUUUUCUGUAAGACAGGAGGAGGCUUGGAGCCUACAGUUCUGCGGGUGGUGUAUUCCUUUCUUAUAGACUUACUGGCUACAGAAUGAGUCAAGGGGACACAAACUUUGCAGCUGUCCCUCUUGCUGCAGAGGACUUACAGGGAGAUGACCGCUGGCUGUCACAGCACAACAGAUUUGUCCUGGACUGCAAGGAUAAGGAGCCAGAUGUUCUGUUUGUAGGUGACUCUCUGGUGCAGCUAUUGCAGCAAUAUGAGAUCUGGAGGGAGCUUUUUUUGCCACUCCAUGCAUUGAAUUUCGGUAUUGGAGGAGACACAACCCGGCAUGUCUUGUGGAGGCUUCAGAAUGGUGAACUAGAGAAUAUCCGGCCAAAGGUCAUUGUUUUAUGGGUUGGGACCAAUAAUCAUGAGAACUCAGCUGACGAAGUGGCUGGAGGAGUGGAGGCCAUUAUAAAACUCAUUAACACACUGCAGCCACAAGCCAAGAUUAUUGUCAUGGCUUUGCUACCACGUGGAGAGAAGCCAAACCCACUACGUGAGAAGAAUGCUCGUGUGAAUCAGAUCAUACGCUCAUGGUUGCCUCGUUUGCCAGGAGUACAGCUUUUAGAUGUGGACAAUGGCUUUGUGCACUCGGAUGGCAGCAUCUCCCGGCAUGACAUGUUUGAUUUCCUCCAUCUAACUGCAGCCGGGUAUGCAAAGGUCUGCAGACCACUCCAUGAACUAAUCAUGCAGCUUCUCGAGGAAACCCCAGAGGAAAAGCUGGUCACCUUGGCCUGACCCCCUGCUUUAUCUUCUUCUUCGUUGUCAGUUUUACAUCAUUGGCUGCCCCUCAUGCUAAAUUCAACUGCAUCAGCUGUAUAUUGAUUUGUGCAGUGUGUAUACACAAGACUUUCAUUCACCCGUUACACAUCUUCCUGUAAAUCCCCUUUAAUGUCUAUCUUUGCUAAUGGCAGUACAAAGGAUGUCCCCUCUGUAGACCCUGAUGUGUAAUGUGGAGUCCAGGUUUCACAGAAGAGGCAACAACAUGAUAAUUUAUUGAUAAUGAAGGGUAUUGUGUAAAACCAACAAAGUUUGUGGUUUACCAUGCCAGAGUAAACAGUCAUAAAACCAGUAGAAAGGCAUGUAAAAUAAUUAUAUUAUAGAUUCUCUAAAAUUGUUUACAUUAUGAGAUCACUAAAGCAUCUGCCAGUCUUACUUUUUUAACAGUGAGACUGUCAAAUGCAUCUCUGACUAUUAAACAGGGUUGAUUUUUGUUUUUGCAAGCACUGAGUAGAUAAUGGUGUGCGUGUAUUUGACUUCUGUGCUUCUUAAAACACACUGGCAUAAAAAGGGUUACACAUAAACAUUCUACUUUAAUAUGGAAAUAGGCAGCCCUUUUUAUGCCAGAAUAGUUCUGCCACAUGGCAAACCCUUGUAAUUUGUUUUAUAUGAUAUGAUGUCCUGUGUCUGUUUUAACCUUGUGCAGGGCCAACUCGGGCUGGAAUUUUGUUUGUGUAUAUAUUUUGCUUGUAUGAUUUCUGUGUUUGAGAAUGUCUGGCCUGUCCAAGGGACCAACAGUUCCAUGUAUCAGCACAUAAAGAAGCAGACUUAUAAAAACUGUGGAAUUAUCUCAUGGUAUAGAUUGUUACAAACUCAGCUGAAAAAUGCAUUGCAUUAUACUUUUCUAAAAAAGAGAAGUGAAGCAUAAUAUAGGAUGGAAUAAAUAUUAUUUGAAGACACCCCUUCCGUUAUUGCAACUAUUAAAUAUAAAUAGAGUAUAGGACAGCGAUUGUCAAACUUUUCAGCUCAAGUCCCCCUUGAACCAACCUUUGGUCUGGGCCCCACUUUGCUAAAGAUUACCCAUAAUUUCAAGAAUAUCUACAACUUUAUAAAUUCUUGACCUACAUUUCUAAAGGGCACAUUUACUAUUGGUCGAAUAUCGAGGGUUAAUUAACAUUCGACCGUCAAAGUAAAAUCCUUCGAAUAUUGAAGUCGAAGAAUUUACCGCAUUUAGUACGAUCGAAGGAAAAAUCGUUAGAUUAAAUCCUUUGUAUCGAACGAUUUGAAGGAUUUUAAUCCAUCGAUCAAACGAUUUUCCUUCAAUCCCAAAUUGGUAGGAAAGCCUAUGGGGACCUUCCCCAUAGGCUAACAUUAGUGCUUGGUAGGUUUUAGGUGGCGAAGUAGGUGAUUGAAGUUUUUUUAAAGAGAAAGUACUUCGGCUAUCGAAUGGUCGAAUAGUCAAAUGAUUUUUAGUUCGAAUCGUUCGAUUCUAAGUCGUGGUCGAAGUAGCCAAAUAAAUACUUCCAAAUUCGAAGUAUUUUUUAUUCUAUUCCUUCAUUCGAGCUAAGUAAAAAAAAAAAGUAGGCUCUUGCCCGUCUAUGAGAAAAUGAGCAUUCUCCGUAAGUCUUACCCUAACUGCCAUCCAGGCUGAGCCCUCCAGAGGAAGCGGCUCAACAGAUUGGGAACGGGCACAUGUAUUUAUAAAGUCACUUAUGUUUGAAUGCAAGCUUUCUUUUUGACACAUAAUUGAAUUGUGGCUGAAUAUUCUAAAUUUAGCCGUCAGUUUGGGAGAUUUUUGCGUAAUUGUUUGUCCCUUAGCUACUUACUGUGGGACUGAACAUCCUGCGGUCCAAAUGAUGACAGGUGCUCUGGACUGAAAAUGCAGUAAGCUGAUCAUUCCAAGUGAUUUUGUGCAGAGCUUUUGUCAACCAACUGAAAAUGAUUGGUUGCACCCCCUUCCAUUUGCUGUCUUCUUAGUCAAGACUGUAGUUCAAUUGUUUGGAAUAAAGACUAACAUUUUGACCAGCUUUAGGAAGCAGCAUUAUUCUCGGCUGGUUUCUGGCGGUUAACAAAAUUUAGUCUACAUAAAAGGAAUGUAGACACUAUGGUUGAUACUAAGAAAAAUCAGUGGUGUAAAUUGGCCAGCAUGCAUAUAUGGGCAUUUUUGAAUAAAGUAUUUAACUAGGUUCUACUCUAUAUGGAAACCUCUGUAAUUGUUAAAGGGGUGCUCCAUCUAAAAACUUUUUUGUAGAAAAUGUAAUUCUAAGCAACUUUCCAAUAUACAUUAAUUACACAAUAUCAAUGGUUUCAAUGUUAUAUAUCCAUGUAAUUUGCUGUUAAAGGCGAUGUAGGUCUGAUUGUACUUCUGGCUGAAACAAUGUUUCAAACCAGACCUGGAGGUGAACUGACCUUGUAACCAUUGUUCCUGGAGGCAAAGCCAGAGAAUAGGAUGGGUUAAACAAAUAUGUUUUUUAUUUGCAGUUUCAUUUACAAAUAUGUAUUGGAAAGUUGUUUAGAAUUGCAUUUCUUUAUUUAAAAAUAAACAAACAGUUUUUGGUUAAAAUAUGCCUUUAAUGAAGUUAGCAUCUGUGUUCCCUUACAAAUACUUUGUAUUUUUAAACAAUAUAUAAAAAAGCAAACAUAUAGGGCAGCAAAUGUAUCCGUACAUUUUUUUAAGUUGCGUAGGCAUGUUGCCCUUUAACACCAAAUACACUACCUGGCUUGAAUAUCCUAUGGCAGCACAGUUCUCUUAUUAGCAUCAUGCCAUUGUGUUCUUAAUGAAAUUAAAAUGUGACUACUGCUAAGGCAUCUUUCUUCAAAAGGGACACGGUUUGUAAUUAGAAUUUGGGGAGGAUGGGUUUCCUGUACUGUUUGAAUUCAUCUAUCUGUGUUUUUGCUCUGUAUAGCUUACAGUCUUCUUUUAUCCCUGAGCUUUCAUUUCUGUGUAUGGCCUAUGAAAUGAUCCACCCUCUAUUAUUGUGACAGAUGUGUAUGGAGCGGCAUUAUAAAUUCGUAUUUGAAUGUU
Messenger RNA from Xenopus laevis (African clawed frog), 3781 nucleotides. RefSeq names its product platelet activating factor acetylhydrolase 1b catalytic subunit 2 L homeolog (gene pafah1b2.L). Gene Ontology annotation, cellular component: cytoplasm. NCBI's taxonomy places the organism in Eukaryota, Metazoa, Chordata, Amphibia, Anura, Pipidae. The record is from RefSeq and is marked provisional. Gene Ontology annotation, molecular function: platelet-activating factor acetyltransferase activity; 1-alkyl-2-acetylglycerophosphocholine esterase activity.